AUGGCCUCGUCCGGCGAAACCAAGAUCGAUGCGAUGACCAAGCAACAAGGAGGCGACGUCCCUUCAGAAGCAAUGAAGGAGAAGACUGGACAAAUUGUUGAUCUUGCGGAUGGCUAUACCCCUGAAGAGGAAAAGGAAGUUCUCCGCAAGAUCGACCUGGCCAUCCUGCCAAUGAUGUGCUUCGUCUUUUUUCUGCAAUACUUGGACAAGCAAAGUCUUAGUUACGCCAGUGUGUUCGGCCUCAUCACCGACCUGAACCUGACUAGCACGCAAUACUCGUGGUGUUCAUCUAUCUUCUACGUUGGUCAGCUGGUAUCGGAAUAUCCUUUCAUCUACUUGAUGAGCAGAUUCCACCUUACCAAGUUUGUCGGAGUCACCGUCGUCAUCUGGGGCAUUAUCUGCAUGUGUCUCGCGGCCCCGCACAACUACGCCGGCUUUGCUGCCGUUCGAUUCCUACUAGGCUUCGCCGAAGGGGCCGUCUCUCCCGCCUUCAUCACAAUCACAAGUAUCUGGUACCGAAGCAACGAGCAUGCCCUCCGAACAGCGCUUUGGAUCACCAUGAACGGCGUCGCUCAGAUCUGCGGUUCCCUCCUGAUGUACGGCAUCGCCAAGAACACCCACGCCCUCGCCCCUUGGAGAGUGUUGUUCCUCGUCUGUGGUGCAAUUACCUCUUUUGCCGGAGUUCUCUUCUACCUCUUCAUGCCGAAUGGCCCCAAAGAUGCGUGGUUCUUGAACGAGCGCCAGAAACAAGUACUGUCUAUGCGCAUGGCCAAGGACCGUGAAGGUGGCGACAAGACCUCCUUUUCUAUGACGCAGCUCAAGGAGGCUGUAUUUGAUAUCAGAACCUGGUUCGUGUUCUGGUUCGGUGUUCUGGUCACCAUGCAGUCUCCGGUCCUUACGUUCGCUUCACUUGUUAUCAAUAGCAUUGGCUACGACAAGUACCAGACCAUGCUAUACACUGCUCCAUCUGGCGCCGUUCAGAUUGGGAUGCUGUGGAUUGGUGUCUGCGGCUGCAUGCUCUUCCCCAAGCAACGAAGUCUGGUGGCUCUCGUCCUCAUCCUGCCGCCCCUCAUUGGCAACGUACUUCUUAUGAAACUGUCCACCAAUGCCGGGUGGGGUAUGAUUGCUGCAUCUUGGAUCGCAUCGUGCAUUACCGCCGUAUGGUCGAUCCUUCUCUCCCUUACGGCAUCAAACGUGAAGGGAAACACAAAACGCGCCAUCGUCAACGCAAUGUUCUUCGUUGGGUACUGCGCAGGAUGCAUCGGCGCACCUCAGCUUUGGACCAAGAAGCCGCGCUAUUUCAACGGCGUUGUCACAGCUAUCGUCACGUGGUGCUUGCUGUUUGUCGAGAUUGUCGUGUACAGAUGGCUCUGUGCAAAGGACAACAAGAAGAGAGAUGCUGCUCAAUCUGAUGGCCAGAACAUCCAGAGCCAGGAUGAGGUCGUCUUGGAUGCAGGUGGUGCUCCUGAGAGUGACUUGACAGAUAAACAGGACAAACUCUUCAGAUACAGUAUCUAA
Molecule: messenger RNA, 1518 nt
Organism: Colletotrichum tamarilloi
Lineage: Eukaryota; Fungi; Ascomycota; Sordariomycetes; Glomerellales; Glomerellaceae
Product: major facilitator superfamily transporter
Exons: 9
Coding region: 1-1518 (505 amino acids)
Biological process (GO): transmembrane transport
Cellular component (GO): membrane
Molecular function (GO): transmembrane transporter activity
Source: RefSeq, a predicted model, not a curated record